This is a messenger RNA of Saccostrea echinata, 1133 nucleotides long. RefSeq lists its product as uncharacterized. The record is from RefSeq and is a predicted model, not a curated record. The transcript is spliced from 2 exons. NCBI's taxonomy places the organism in Eukaryota, Metazoa, Mollusca, Bivalvia, Ostreida, Ostreidae. Bases 1 to 1086 code for a protein of 361 amino acids.
AUGGAUAGCAGAUAUCUUAUGGACAAAAUUUCAAGAUUUUUUGCAGGGAAUUUUGUCUCCCCCUCGCUCAUCAUGUCACUGCACCACUGGACUGAAAUCGCGUAUAACAGCGUUUUCUGGGCAGUCGUAUUGUGGUCAUCUACUGAUCUUAUUGGAUUAGUCAUCUACUCGGCGUACAUUGUUUUGUCGUUGUCUAUUGUUCUUGUGAUCAUCCUCAUCAUCUUCAAUAAGUCCGACAGUACCAUCAGUGAAUAUAUUUUUCUGGCUUUUUGGGGAAUAUUCUCCUAUUUUACGAAUUGUUCAAUACGGAUGCCUACAUCGGAGGACGUUCUGUACGAUUCCCAGAUAUUUUCCCCGGAGGCAGGUUCUUUGAGGUAUUUUGCAAUAGCGUUGCUUGUAGCUAGGACAGGGGGAGAUGAACACUUUACCGUUUGGAUUAUAUCUGUCACAUGUACAUCACUUCUCCUGAAUUAUCUUUGCGUACAGAUGCAUGCAACGGAUUUUGAAGGAACUUCAGACGAGCGAAAUACCGGAACAUUUUCAAGAAAACUAUCCUAUUCCCUAUUGUUAAUAAUACUUUUCACUUCUUAUCUGCAUAGCACAUCCGUAUCAUCAUUUGCAAUAACUUUAUUAAUGACAUUUUUUCGAAUCCAAUAUGUAAUUAAAACAAUAGAGGGAAAACUUAAAGAAAAAGACGGUGAUUUGUUGAAUAGAUCUGAGAUUUAUUACUGUUUAUUAUCGGCGUUUUAUAUUGGUGCAUAUGCAUUUUUUAUUAAGACAUCUCAACGUAAUUUGUUAUCGGUGCCAAUGGUUUUUCUGUCCAUAGAAACAUUAUAUUAUAUUUACAUAAUUUUUGAAAACAUUUGGAUCUUACGAGGACAUAAGCAGAACUUUUGGAGAAAUACAACUACGAUUCCUAAAAACCGGAGGGGAGAACAAUGUCCCGUUUGUUUGGCUGAAAUUUGGUCCGGUAGGAUGACGUCAUGUAGUCACGUGUUUCACUCUUCCUGUCUUGUUCGGUGUUUACGUCAGUCCCCUGUGUGUCCAAUGUGUAGAAGUGUGAUUAAUGACAAAAAACUUACCUGAAAGCAUUUUGUGCCAAAGUUGUUAACGUCCGAGUGCCAUCUCACACU